AUUUCAAAGAGUUCUAAUCAAAUUUCAAAUUCGUCCAUAUUCUCUAAGGUAAAAAUCAACCCUAAAAUUUUUGCAUUCCAGACAUAGACAAAGAUUAUCUUUUCUUUUGAGUUUUGAGGUGCAAAUUAAAUGAUGAAUGAUAAUGCUUGUGAUUAAUCAGGUAGUUAGCGCAAUUGCAAUACCAGAGAUGACGUUAGAUGUUGGAUCGGAUACAAUCAAAUAUUUGAUGAACCUUUGGAUGCCACCAAAACAAUCAUAUGGCACACGCAUAUGGAUAAGUAUAUUAUGAAUUCUCCAAUGUUCGCUGCCCAAUUAUUUAUUUAGUGAGUUGUAAUUAGGCCCAAUAUGUUGUGAGAGGGUCAGAGUGAAGUAAAUUAUGUAAGUCAUUUCAUAUAUAGUUCAUUCAAUUUUUUUAAGUAUAAUGUGUACAAAACAAAGUCAUAGAAUAAUUAAACAACUGAAUUCUUUUACUUGUUAUUUCAGGUUUGAUAUUUUGUAAAGAAACUGCUUGUGAUGCAAAAAUAUCUCAUGCAAUGAAGUUAGGACAGGUAAGUAAAUUAGUUAAAUUACUUAAAUUACUAUCUCAUGCAAGUCUUUCAAUGAAGUACUUAAAUUACUUAAUAUACAUGUAUUGAAUGAAAUCUUCAUUAAGGUUGGCAUGGUUUUCUGUAAUAUGAUGCCUAUAUUUUUCAUCAGUUCAAGACACACUAAAUGCAUAAAACCAUCUAAAUUUAUAUCUGUUAAAUAUAUAUACACUAACUGAACUGUGUUUCCUAAAUAAAAGUCAUAAAAAUAAUAGAAUGUUCAGCUAUCCCUGCCCCUCCAAUGUCUGCCAUUUUAUUAUUUGACUCCCAAAAGGAAGCCUCAUCAUAUCGCCCCAAACGCCAACUUAUAUACAAGGAGAUAAUCGGAACAAUUUCAAUAUUUGUUGGUGAGGGCGACGUCGGUGGUGUCUCCCUCGUCCCUAAUAAAUUGGGGAGGAGGUAUUUUCUUGUGCGUCUAGAUGGGAGCCUCUUUGAAGGAGGCAAGGCAUUAUCCAGCGGUGCUGUUCUGGCGACACGCUUUGUACAUAUCCUCCUAAAUGCUCAAAACAAGUUUAUGUCCCCGUGUCGCGGGGAUAAUAAACCUUGGGAUCCAAUGACGGAGAUAGAGAGAGGAUCACAGUUGAGAUUUGAGACAUCGGCUAUCCACAUCCACACUCACGGCCAUGUAUAUAUAUACCAAUGCUCCUGGUACGAACCACCUUACUGCCGUGACUACACCUUGUUUGCUGAAGAACAAAUUGAAGCAAACAAGGUGGCAAUUCGAGAAAGAGCAAAACUUCUUGAAUCACUCCGGAAGGAAAAGGAGUUCAAAAGGAGAUUACACGAAGGAUUAGAAUUGAUGCAGAAAAUGCUGGAUGACUUCCAAAGAGAGAGACUAGAAGCUGAGGCUAAAGCUGAUAAAUUAGUCAAUGAUCUCUACAGGGCUGUUGAACUUAAACGCUCCCUCCAAUCUCAAGAUCAAAUGAGGGAGAUUAAUGUUCAAAAAGAGGCUCUAGAACCCAAGACCAACCCUGAACCAUCCAACCAUCAGGUUCCAGUUCUAGAAGAUUCACCCAGACCAACACUACCACAGAAACCCGAGAGCAUAACAACUCUCGCUAGGGCUACUAUGAGAGAGAACUUGACUCGAACGGAGCGUAGACGGAGUCACCCGUACCCUACUGCACAGUCCGGUACCGGUGCCCAAGCAAGCUCGCCACUGCUCAAGCCCGCCCGGAUCUGUCAUCGUUGCGGCUCAGUCUCAUCUUCCUCUGUCUAUGGUCAAAAAUCACUGCCCGAAUCUGACCUUCAUGGCCCGGAGGUUGCCGGAGUUGCUGGGUCACCGCGGUUGUCGAGUCGCCGAAGAGAGGUCGUCGAUCACCGCUGCGCUUUGCCAGAGUUUCUGCCCAGCCGCUUGAAUUCGCCUACCAUCUGCAGGCACCGCUGGAGAUUGCCGGCUGUUCUCUCGUCAUUCCUUAGAGGAAUUGGCAUCGACGGCGCAAGGUCGAGCAAAACCGCCGGUCGCUGCUGCUUAUGGAGGAAGCUGCCAGAAAUCGAGAGAGGGAGAGAGAGAAUCCCUUGGUGCCAGCGCGCUGGCGCUGAUCGGAGAAGAAGGAACGACGAUGGGGAAUUCUCCACUAUGGGUAGAGACAAGAGCAGGGCUGCCACCUCCAGGAAAUCAAAGUCCAAAUCCCGGGCGCCUGUGACGUCCUCCGAGGAACGCCUCUACUACGGCGAUGGGUCGUACCUCUGGUUCGAUUCCGAGGAGGAGCGCACCCGCUUUCUCACCUUCUUCUCUAAACGGGUUGUGGCUCCCCCACGAAUCGUCCCGGAGCGCUUCCCGGAGUUGCAGGGAUACGACGACUUAGACGCGCAGCUUCAUCAAGCCGGCCUUUGGCCGUUCGUCUCCCGGGCUCGAAAGGAGAUCAACCCGGCGCUGAUCUGGGCCUUCUACUCCAACCUCCGGCGUGAGGACGAUGUCAUCUACAGCCUCGUCAAGUCCACGCCGAUUGAUGUUAUACCCAAACCGGGGGUCUAAACGAGUUGCUAUUUUAAGGAGGAAUCAAGGGAUGAUGCAGCUUGAGUUCAAGGUUCAGGAGCAGGUGAUAAUCGAUUAUGGCUAGGUGAUAA
This is a messenger RNA of Cuscuta campestris, 2654 nucleotides long. The record is from the annotation of a GenBank genome assembly. NCBI's taxonomy places the organism in Eukaryota, Viridiplantae, Streptophyta, Magnoliopsida, Solanales, Convolvulaceae.